Paramecium tetraurelia is the source of this 453-nucleotide messenger RNA. RefSeq lists its product as uncharacterized. The transcript has 2 exons. The record is from RefSeq and is a predicted model, not a curated record. NCBI's taxonomy places the organism in Eukaryota, Ciliophora, Oligohymenophorea, Peniculida, Parameciidae.
AUGUAAAUAGAGGAUGGAAACAAAGAAUUAUUAUAGUUACAAUAAAGAAGGAUAGAGUUAGAAUAUGAAAACUAACAACUGAAAACAUAACUAUUCCGUUUAGGACGUGACCUAGUGUUUAAUAUUCAUAAAGAAGAAGCGAAAGUAGAAAACUCUGAUGGUGGUUGUUGGAAGGACUAAAUUAAAUAUACAUUAACUCAUUCUUCAACUCAGGUUCUGGAAAGAUAAGCAGAAAUAAAAUUCUUAGACCAACCUAAAAGAUUAACUCUUUAGGUUCAAAGCAGUUGUCAAGAAAAAGAAAAUCACAAAGAAUUUUACCUCUUUUCUUAUUCUAUAUUGCAAAAUGAUGAAUUAGAAGAUAACCCAAAAAUUAUGGCUACAGAUUCAAAAAUUGAAAUUAUUUUUGACAAGAACUAGAAAAAUAAUUCUCAAUUGAUUUAAUUAAAAUAAUGA